Messenger RNA from Paramecium pentaurelia, 1503 nucleotides. NCBI's taxonomy places the organism in Eukaryota, Ciliophora, Oligohymenophorea, Peniculida, Parameciidae. The record is from the annotation of a GenBank genome assembly.
AUGGAAAAUAAAUAAGAUGAUGGAAAAGAUAAAACAUUUCAUUUCUUAAACAAAGGCCAUUUUAAAUUCCGUUGGAUUCUACUUGGAUUUUGUAUAUGGAUAGUAGCAGGGGCAUUUUUUUGUUUUGAUGUUCCGGCUGCUUUACAUAAUACAUUAAAAUAACAUUUUAGUGAUAUUAUGACAGAUGGAGAAUUUGAAAUAUAUUUUAGUGGAUUAUAUAGUAUUUAUUCAUUUGCGAACAUAUUUUUGCCUUUCAUCACAGGAAGUAAUGUUCAAGAUUAAUAUAAGGAUUAAGAGAUGCAAUGGGAGAUAGAAUGAUAUUAUUAUAGACUGUAUCAUUUGUUUUUAUUGGUUAAGGAUUGUUUGCAUAUGGAGUGAUGAUUAAAAGCUUUAUAGUAAUGUAUUUAGCAAGGAUAAUAUUGGGUUGGGGUAUUGAAUCCGUUUAACCAAUAUAAACAUCAUUUGUAUCACCUUAUUUCAAAGAUGAUUAUCUAGUAAUUUAGUUAUUUUAUACAAAGGGAUUAACGAUAGGAAUGAAUACCUUAUUUGCUGGUUUUGGUUCCGUUGCAACUAUGUACUUCUGUCCUUUGCUUGCUCUUUAAUAUGGAUUAUUAGUUGCAACUUCUGUUGGAUGUCUUUUUAACAUAUUUUGUAUAGUUUGUGCUAUAGUAUCAACAAGUAUUGAUAAAUGCGCUGAGACUUAGAUGCUAAAAAACAUUGAUUAUGAAAAAGUUAAAUAUAUGUAAUUAGCACAAGAAGAAGAACAACCAUAAAUUAAUGAAUAAAAUAAUUAGUAAUCUGAAGUAAGUAUUUAUGAACAAAUGAAAACAUAUCCUAAAUUGUUUUGGUUAGUUGCCAUUUAUUUUGGAUUGAACUAUUCAUCAGUUUUAGGAUUCAUAAAUAUAUCAGUGGGAUUUUUGACUGAAAGAUGGUUAGGAGAAGAUGAAGACUCUGAACUUAAAGCAGGAGAGAUGGUAGCCAUUAUGUGGUUAAUUACUGGAUUUUUCACUCCUAUCUUUGGAUUUAUAGCUGAUAAAUAUGGAGGAAGAGCAUCUCAUGUAAUUAUUUGAAUAUUUCAUAUAGUGUAUUAUUGCAGGAAUUCUCUGUUUUGUUUCACAUAUCACCUUGUGGUAUAUAUAUCCAUUUCUAUCUUUAAUCGCAUUAGGAACAGCUAAUGCGAUUGCUUAUGCAUCACCAUGGACAGGAGUUGUCUAUUUAGUAAGACCUGAUUACUUAGGUAAAGCCUAUGCAGUAGUAGUUGGAACUUAUAAUGCAUUAUUUAGUAUAUUUCCUAUUGUUGUGGGUGUAUUGAGAGCGUAUUAUGGAAGUUAUUACUAUUCUUAAUUAUUUCUAUCAUUUCUAGGACUUUGUUCUUUGAUUACAGCAAUUUUAAUAAAAAUAGAGGAUGUAAAGCAAGAAAAUUUGAUUGAUGGUAACAAAAUCAUAAGUGCAACAUCAAUUGAAGAGAAUUGUAAAUAAAAUACUGAUUGUGAUUAAAAAUGA